UAAAUUGUUUGACAUCACUAUUUGACAUUGACAUUAUUGUAGUGUAGUGAUUUGAAUUAAAUACUUACGGCGUGAGGAUGGUUUCCAAAAGAUUUUUCUCACUAUUCAGCUUUAUCCCACUAUAUUUAAUCCUAGGCUAUUUUCAGACUGUUCAAGCAUCCAAAGCGGAGUUUGUGACAUGUGGGACAAUACUGAAACUUAUGAAUACAGAUUUGAAGUUACGACUGCAUUCCCACGACGUGAAGUACGGCUCGGGCUCCGGCCAACAGUCCGUCACAGCUGUAGAUGUGUCUGACGAUCAUAACAGCCACUGGCAAGUGAAAGCAGCAACCGGCGAGACUUGCAAACGCGGAUCACCUAUUAAAUGCAACUCUGUGAUUCGCCUACAACAUGUGGGCACUAAGAAAAACCUACAUUCCCAUUAUUUCACCUCCCCAUUGUCAGGCAACCAGGAGGUUUCAUGCUAUGGAGAUGAUGAUGGUCUUGGAGACAGUGGGGACCAUUGGACUGUCAUAUGUAACAAUGAUUUUUGGAGAAGAGACACCCCUGUCAAGUUGAGACAUGUAGAUACUGCUGCAUUCCUGGCAGGUUCAGGUCGCACCUUUGGCCGGCCUAUCAGCGGCCAGGGGGAAAUAGUUGGUGUUAAUUCACAAUAUGGAGCAUACACUGACUGGCAAGCAAAGGAGGGCCUGUUUGUUCACCCCAGCGACCCUCUGCCCCAUCAACAUGCAAUACAUACUGAAUUAUAAUAGCAAAAUAUAGUCUAAAAAUUUUAUAAGCAACA
Messenger RNA from Amyelois transitella, 784 nucleotides. Its product is annotated as stromal cell-derived factor 2. The record is from RefSeq and is a predicted model, not a curated record. Bases 78 to 749 code for a protein of 223 amino acids. The transcript is spliced from 4 exons. Lineage: Eukaryota; Metazoa; Arthropoda; Insecta; Lepidoptera; Pyralidae.